CCUAGACGAAAGGCAUCUUGUCAAACAGGUUUAACACGUGAUGGGCAGGGUACUUAACGAGGUGGGAAUAAAAUAACAGGUGAAGUUGGGAACGGCGUUUUUCUUGAUUAAUUCGAAAGAUUCAUUCGAGAACAAGGUUGUCAUAAUGUGGGGUUAUUUCGGGCCUUGUGCUACUUGUGUAUUGAUGGUGCUGCAGAUCACAGAGGCCAGGGUCAUCUGCAAAAGUGAUGUAUUCCUCCCGGAGCAACCUGCGACGUCCUUCCUAUCUCGAACCCUCCUCUAUAACAGUUGGGACUUUGAGCUAGUAGUGCCCGGUAACAUAGAGAGGGAGUGUAUGGAGGAGGUAUGCACAUACGAAGAAGCACGAGAAGUUUUCAAGGACAAGGCCACAACGGAUGCUUUUUGGGACAAGUAUACACAUCAACAGGCCUACGCACCUAAAAUGGACAUGUCAGGCAUGGUGGCUGGGAUUGUUGCCGCAGUGGUGAUACUGAUUUUUGUGGCUAUACUCAUCUGCUACUGUUGCAGAAGAAAAAAUAAGAAUGUGAGGGGAGGGCAAAGCGUUCCAGUGACGAUGCCUGCAGAUGUAGUCAUGCCCCCUGAGUCAGUUCCACUGGCAGGAGUAGGAGUUCCAGGACUGCCGUCGUAUAACGAAGCCAUCAGCCGCACCGGGCAGCACGACCUGCCACCACCUCCUUACUUGGGGGAUGGUGAACAAGGUGAACCAACCCCCCCUGAUACUGAAAACAUCUGAGAAGUUAAGGGUGAACAGAAAUGGUGGAGAAGAUUCUGCAGUGAUUCUUGGUUUUUAAAAAUGAUUCAGGAGUAAUAAGAAGCAUAAAGAAACAAAAACUGAAAGAUGUUUCUUUUGUCAACUAUAUCAUGAUACAAUAAAGUGGAACUGGAUGGGAUUUAAAGGA
Messenger RNA from Paramormyrops kingsleyae, 920 nucleotides. It is a transcript of the gene prrg2, whose product is annotated as proline rich Gla (G-carboxyglutamic acid) 2. The record is from RefSeq and is a predicted model, not a curated record. Gene Ontology annotation, molecular function: calcium ion binding. NCBI's taxonomy places the organism in Eukaryota, Metazoa, Chordata, Actinopteri, Osteoglossiformes, Mormyridae. Gene Ontology annotation, cellular component: plasma membrane; extracellular region.